Carlito syrichta (Philippine tarsier) is the source of this 1174-nucleotide messenger RNA. It is a transcript of the gene REEP4, whose product is annotated as receptor accessory protein 4. Gene Ontology annotation, molecular function: microtubule binding. The record is from RefSeq and is a predicted model, not a curated record. Gene Ontology annotation, cellular component: endoplasmic reticulum membrane; endoplasmic reticulum tubular network; cytoplasmic microtubule. The transcript is spliced from 7 exons. The coding region runs from base 8 to 736 and encodes 242 amino acids. Lineage: Eukaryota; Metazoa; Chordata; Mammalia; Primates; Tarsiidae. Gene Ontology annotation, biological process: endoplasmic reticulum tubular network organization.
GUUUGGGAUGCUGUAUCCAGCUUAUGCUUCCUAUAAGGCUGUGAAGACCAAGAAUAUUCGUGAAUAUGUCCGGUGGAUGAUGUACUGGAUCGUCUUUGCACUGUUCAUGGCGGCAGAGAUUGCCACAGACAUCUUUAUCUCCUGGUUCCCUUUCUACUAUGAGAUCAAGAUGGCCUUUGUGCUAUGGCUGCUCUCCCCCCAUACCAAGGGGGCCAGCCUGCUUUACCGCAAGUUUGUCCACCCAUCCCUGUCCCGCCAUGAGAAGGAGAUCGACUCAUACAUCGUGCAGGCCAAGGAGCGCAGCUACGAGACCGUGCUCAGCUUUGGGAAGCGGGGCCUCAACAUUGCCGCCUCAGCUGCUGUGCAGGCUGCUGCCAAGAGUCAGGAUGCGCUGGCUGGCAGGCUGCGGAGCUUCUCCAUGCAGGACCUGAGUUCCAUCUCCGAUGCCCCUGCCCCCUCCUACCAGGAUCCCCUCUACCUGGAGGACCAGGUGCCCCACCGGAGGCCACCCAUUGGAUACCGGGCAGGGGGCCUGCAUGACAGUGAUACCGGGGAUGAGUGUUGGUCGGAUACCGAGGCAGUCCCCCGGCCACCAGCACAGGCCCGAGAGAAGCCGCUGAGCCGCAGCCAGAGCCUGCGAGUGGUCAAGAGGAAGCCGCCAGCACGGGAGGGCACCUCACGCUCCCUGAAGGCUCGCACGAGGAAGAAGACUGUGCCCUCGGACUUGGACAGCUAGGGUCUGCAGCGGUCCUGUUUUAUCUUGUACCCUCAGGGUGCCUGGGGCUGUGUGGAGGGACCCUUGACUUCACAUCUGGCUGGCCUGCACCAGCUGCCUCGGCCCUACCCCCCUGGCUUCUGCUGGUGGUUGAGGGCCGGGGCGGAUGCUGCUGGGGCCACUUAGAGGGAUGCAUCUACACUGUACCAAAGAGGACAGGGCCCAGAGUUCUAUUUAUUGCCUUGUCGGCCCUCAACCCUCCCCAGCUGUGGGGCCAGAGCCCUCCCUGAGCCCCUGCAAAUGAAACCAAAAGAUCACCCAGCUGUGAUCAUUCUUUCCUGUUCUUCAAAGUACUUGACAGCCUUUAUGGAGGCCUGGUGUGCGUGUCCUGGUGGUAUGUGUGUGCUGGUGAAUGAGGUCAGGUUUGUGGAUGUUUUGAUAAAUAAAUACAUGAAGUUG